This is a messenger RNA of Neurospora hispaniola, 513 nucleotides long. RefSeq lists its product as uncharacterized. The coding region runs from base 1 to 513 and encodes 170 amino acids. NCBI's taxonomy places the organism in Eukaryota, Fungi, Ascomycota, Sordariomycetes, Sordariales, Sordariaceae. The record is from RefSeq and is a predicted model, not a curated record. The transcript is spliced from 4 exons.
AUGACCCUCUCCCCGCCGCCGCCAGUCCCUCCUAUCUUUCCCUGGCUCCCUCCUCUCCUCUCCACUCCGUUCCCUCUCCUCUCCCCACCGCCGCCAACCCCUCUUCUCCUAUCCAGCCUCCCUCUCCUCUCUCCGCCGCCGCCGCCGCCUCCCCCCUCUUUUUUCUUCCGCCUCACCCCCUCUCCUUCUUACUCCCUCCCGGCCUCGUCUUUGAGGAAGCGUCCUUGGCCGGAAGAUGAGGACGACAGGAAUGAUGAGGCAGAGGACGACGAUGAGGACGAGGGACCACAACCGGACAAGCCGGAGCAUCAAGGGCGGGAUGUUCGAAGACAGUCCUCAUGGCGCCUGUCUUCCCCAGAUAGGUACUUUUCUCUUCUUGCAGGCAUCAUAGAAGUGGCUCAGUGUAUUGCACACUGGGCAACCGAGAAUGUCUCUGUUGGGCGACGCAUAACCACAGUCACGAAGCUCUUGGUUAAGCAUGGUGUUGGAUAUUUCGGGGUCGAUGAUGCAUGA